Molecule: messenger RNA, 463 nt
Organism: Antrostomus carolinensis (chuck-will's-widow)
Lineage: Eukaryota; Metazoa; Chordata; Aves; Caprimulgiformes; Caprimulgidae
Gene: TXN
Product: thioredoxin
Exons: 4
Molecular function (GO): protein-disulfide reductase activity
Source: RefSeq, a predicted model, not a curated record
GUUGAAUUUGAGGCAGAACUGAAAUCUGCUGGGGAUAAGCUUAUAGUAGUUGAUUUCUCUGCAACGUGGUGUGGACCAUGCAAAAUGAUCAAACCCUUUUUCCACAGUUUGUAUGAGAAGUAUGGGGAUGUGGUGUUCAUUGAAAUUGACGUGGACGAUGCCCAGGAUGUUGCUACACACUGUGAUGUGAAGUGUAUGCCAACGUUCCAGUUCUACAAGAAUGGAAAAAAGGUGCAUGAGUUCUCUGGGGCCAAUAAGGAGAAGCUGGAAGAGACCAUUAAAAAUCUAGUCUAAUCUCCAGCCAUGGAGACAUUGAAGCAUGACAGCUCCGGCUAAAUUAUAGCCUGUAACUUUUUUACUUAAAAAAAAAAAAAAAUCAUCUAAAUGUUGUAGCUAGGUUAAGUGGUGGAAACAAUCCUCUUGAUCUAUGUAAAUGAAUUCAAUAAAGUGUAAAUUCUUCACU